Archocentrus centrarchus (flier cichlid) is the source of this 1302-nucleotide messenger RNA. RefSeq names its product solute carrier family 35 member D2 (gene slc35d2). The record is from RefSeq and is a predicted model, not a curated record. Bases 100 to 1116 code for a protein of 338 amino acids. The transcript has 12 exons. Lineage: Eukaryota; Metazoa; Chordata; Actinopteri; Cichliformes; Cichlidae.
UUACUAGCGAACAGGAAGCGGCAGCGAAGCUCGCCACUAGAUCAGAAUCAGCCCAAAUCUACUUUUAAACGCUAAAAGGCGCCUUUACACUAUGUAACUAUGUCUGCGGAAGCCUGUCAAGAAACAGCGGAACACUCCGCGUUGCUCAAGCUCCUCUCUGCACUGUUUUAUGCCGGAAGUUCGUUUCUUAUUACCGUAGUAAACAAAACCGUGCUGACCACCUUUAGAUUUCCCUCCUACCUGUGUCUGGGAAUUGGACAGAUGAUCAUGACUGUUAUUGUCCUUUAUGCGGCCAAAAAAGGCGAAACAGUGCAGUUUCAAGACUUUGACAGGACUGUUCUCUUAAAAAUUUUCCCCCUCCCUUUGCUGUAUGUUGGGAACCAUAUAACAGGCCUGGCAAGCACCAAAAAACUCAGCUUACCCAUGUUUACAGUUUUAAGGAAAUUCACUAUAUUGAUGACAAUGAUCUUGGAAGCAUAUAUACUAAGAAAAACAUUUCCAAAAUGUCUUGUGUACAGUGUUGUGACUAUAGUCUUGGGUGCCAUGAUUGCUGCAAGUUCGGACCUGGCCUUUGAUGCAGAGGCCUAUGCUUUCAUCCUGCUUAAUGAUGCGUUCACUGCAGCCAGCGGAGUGUACACAAAGAAGAAACUUGGUGAUAAGGGUCUUGGGAAGUAUGGGGUCCUAUUUUACAAUGCCUUAAUAAUCGUCAUUCCUACUGUUUUGGCAAGUUUGUUUACUGGAGAUUUACACAAGGCAGUCACAUUUGAAGACUGGGUGAAAGCCACAUUUGUCUUAUGUUUCCUCAUGUCAUGCUUAAUGGGGUUUGUGCUGAUGUAUUCCAUCGUCCUUUGCAGCCAUUAUAACUCAGCACUUACUACCACAGUAGUCGGGGCAGUAAAGAAUGUUGCAGUAGCCUAUAUUGGCAUGUUUGUGGGUGGAGACUACCUGUUCUCUUGGGCUAAUUUCCUAGGCCUCAGCAUUUGCAUGUUAGGUGGGCUUAUGUACUCGUAUUUCACCUUUAACAACAAGAAUCCAUCUGGAAGUAACACAGAAGGAGCACAAAAGCUGAAGUCUGACACUACAGAGGGAUCAGCAAAAAAGUACUUUGUCGUCUAAAGAGAUUUAUUUCACCACUUGGUGGCACUGCUCUGCUCCAUAUUGGAGCAUGAUGUUACUUAUGUGCAUGUAAAAAAAUCAAUCAAUCAAUGAAGUACUUUCCAAGUAUACUGCAGGUGUUAUCCAUUUCAUUUUACUUUGAGUAAAGUGACAAGAAGGGCACAUACAUCCUGGGUCAGGUUCAGU